AUACCAGCUGAAGAGCGACAAGCCGCUGGCAGCCGCGGAUCUCACCGCCGCUCAGGGUGAGUCCCGCGGGAGGGGCUGGACUCGGGGCCGGUGGGGACUGAGGCGCCCGUUCGGGUCGGGCGGCUUCGAGGCACUCGGGAAUCGGCCCAGGGUGGGGGGCCCAGGCAGGAAGUGCCUCUUCCUCGCCGCGCUCUUCCCGGGGUCCCAGAGCGGCCGCCCCAGAUCCUUCAGGGUGGGCCCCGGCGCUGGGACCGCGGGCGGACGCGCGGGGCUGUUUGCUCUUUGUGAGGCCUGGCGCGGCGGCCGCCGUCGGCCCGCCCCCGCCGCGCAGCCGGGCGACCGGUGCGACAACAGCCGCAACCCCUCCGCGCGGCGCCCGCGCCUCCGCCCCGUUUCCCCGUCGCGUCCUCCGAGGCCCGCCGCCGAGGCCCACGGCGCCCCCUGGGCGGACGGUCUGGCCGCGACCCCCAACCCGCCGCGCCGCGCCGCGGCUGCCCCGCCCCCACCCGUCGCAUAGUCGGGGGCGCGCCCGGUCUCCGCCCCGAAUCCAAGUCGGAACUUGACCGAGUUGUUUGGGCCGCGAUGACCGCACGGCGUGAACCGUCCUGAGCAGGGCCCACGCCCGGCCCAAGCGGCCCAGCCACCGGGCUGGGGCGGUGUCUCCCUUUGCCCCCUCCCCCCCAUGAACGUCCGCCUCCCCCGCCCUCCUGCCCAGAGGACCCGGGACUGACAGCGCAGGGUGACGGUUGGGCAGCCCGCCGGGUGUCGGGACCAAGAGAGCCCCCCGGCCACCCGCUCAGCUGUUUCCUGCUCGUGUUUGUUGUGCCGAGGGAGGCCCCGCCGCCACCGCCGCCGCCGCGCUCUGCCGCCCCGGUCCCUCCCGAUUGGCCGGCUGGCGUCACGUGGCCUCCAUCAGCUGGGCCGGCGGGGGCGCUCGCGGGCCCCACUGCGGCUGCCGGAGAUCUGUUGGUAAUCUGAGGAUUUUUAUUCUACGUCGUCUUGACAGAUGGAAAACCUGAAGUAACUUCGGGCUAACCUUGUGUUUUUGGAAAAUUAGUAGACUUGGUGGUGAAGAAACUGGGAGGAGUAGGAUAUUAGCUAACUUUGCAUAGCCACAUAUAGAGCGUCGCAGCUGCAUUCCACCAAAGAGGAACCAAAAGGCCUGUGGUGUUCCCAGGGUACAUAUUCAUGCCAGAAGUGAAGUGCUUUGGUGAAUUCGUUUCCUGAAAGUUUAUCGCAUACUUGUACUGGGUUAGGUUUUUAGAACUUCAGCCAUAAAAAUGGGCAGAAUUUUCCUUGAUCAUAUCGGUGGUACCCGUCUGUUUUCUUGUGCAAACUGUGAUACGAUCCUGACCAACCGCUCAGAACUCAUCUCCACUCGUUUCACAGGCGCCACUGGCAGAGCAUUUCUUUUUAACAAGGUAGUUAACCUGCAGUACAGUGAAGUUCAAGAUCGGGUCAUGCUCACUGGCCGCCACAUGGUUCGAGAUGUGAGCUGCAAAAACUGCAAUAGCAAACUGGGAUGGAUCUAUGAGUUUGCCACUGAAGACAGCCAGCGAUAUAAGGAAGGCCGCGUGAUCCUGGAACGUGCUCUAGUUCGAGAGAGUGAGGGCUUUGAGGAGCAUGUACCAUCUGAUAACUCUUGAAGAUACAGAGAGAAAUCCAUCUUUUCCCAGGUCUCCUUCACUGAAAACAAAAAUCUACUUACAUACACUGUCACCUUAGCAUCAGAGUCGGAUUAAUGAACUGCGGAACAAGAGGUUGUGAGAAUCUAAGAUGGAACCUUUCUUUCUUUCUUUCUUUUUUUUUAAAUUUUGUAUUUUCCAUCCAACAGCAGUGUGUAGAGAGAAUAUUAUGCAGAUGCCGUUAAUUUUUUACCCUAUGUUUACAUCUUGAGGCAGCAGAGUCUGUCUGCAGCUAUGUGGUGAGCUAUGUAAGGAAAAAAAUCUGGGCUGUUAGAGUGAAAAAGUGUGUUUUAUGUCAAUUGUGAAAGGAAAAUGUUAGGAGUAUGGUUUUUAAACUUGGGCUUCAUUUUAAACUUUUUUUUUUAAACCCAGUUAUUUCACUUGAUUUGCUAGCUUCAGAGAAGAGAUCCGAAUCUGUGCCCAGCGCUAAAGGCUCAGUGUUAGCAUGGCUUGUGCUGGCCGGUGUGCCAUAUUCUUGUUGGAGAUGAACCGUAGCACCAGAGCCCAUUCUUCCUUGUCAGUCUUGGCCCAAAGAUGUCACCAUUCCUAGUUAUUUGUCACCACAUAAUUGGUGUUGAUUGGAAACUUUUUCUGAGAUGGGACAGAACUGCUGGGUUGUCUUUUUCCAUGUAACUUAAGCAUAGUAAUAUAAAUAAAGUAAUAGUUGGAUGCUUUUGGUCCUGUGUUGCUUUUAAAAACACCUUAUAAAAGAGGAGAGUAUUUGAUAAGCAAUUUUCAUAGUAGUAAAGUUUUUUUUCAUCUCUUAAACUAAAUUGACCAUGCAUAUAAUAUUCUUUGUUUAAAUGAAAGCAUACUGUUGAAACCCGCAGUGUUGCAUUUAGAAAACAGUUGAACAGAAUGUCAAUGUGCAUUCAUGCAAAAAAACAUUUAAUCUGCAUCUGUUUUAGAAAAGGGGGAAAUGAAGCAACUUGUCUAAAAAUACUGCUUUACAAAGCAUUUCAGCCUUUCCCCCUCAGUUUUGCAUUGAUUUUUUGACAAGUCUGUAGAGCCUAAUAGUUUCCAUCAAAGGCCUAGAUCUCUUAUUUAGCAUUUUUUUCAGCUCUUCUCUCAGAAGUUCAGCUGUUGAAACGAAAACUGUACUUUGUACCCUCACAUACAAAGGGAUCAAAUUUGACCUGGUGUUAUUUUAGCCCCAAAUUUAUGACAUUACACAAUAUUAAAAUGUAAAUGUUUCUUUACCCAAACUACUUCUAGAUAUUCUAGUAUUUGCUUCUGGUGGAAUUAAAUGACGGUAAAAUUGGCUAAUUAUUUGAAUGAAUGAAUGGAUGGAUGUUUUGCAUGCUCAAUUUCUAGGUCCUUUGUCUAGAAAGGAAAUUUGCCUCAGUUGAAUUAGUGAAAUAUUUCUGUCGUUGAUAUUAAAAGUGACUUCUGAGUACAGUUAAGUUCCUCCUAUUUGCCACUGGGCUGUUGGUUAGAAGCAUAGGUAACUGAUUAAGUAGGUAUGAUACUGCAUUUGAAAUAAGUGGACACAAACUAUCCUUUCUCCACCAUGGACUCAAUCUGAGAACAACAGCAUUCAUUUCCAUUCAUUUCCAUACUGGCUUUUGAUUAUAUGCAGAUUCCUAGUAGCAUGCCUUACCUACAGCACUAUGUGCAUUUGCUGUCACAAUAAAGUAUAUUUUGUCUUGCA
Homo sapiens (human) is the source of this 3336-nucleotide messenger RNA. RefSeq names its product yippee like 5 (gene YPEL5). The record is from RefSeq and is a predicted model, not a curated record. The transcript has 4 exons. Gene Ontology annotation, cellular component: spindle pole; nucleus; midbody. Bases 1281 to 1646 code for a protein of 121 amino acids. NCBI's taxonomy places the organism in Eukaryota, Metazoa, Chordata, Mammalia, Primates, Hominidae.